Molecule: messenger RNA, 1578 nt
Organism: Vanrija pseudolonga
Lineage: Eukaryota; Fungi; Basidiomycota; Tremellomycetes; Trichosporonales; Trichosporonaceae
Exons: 1
Coding region: 1-1578 (525 amino acids)
Source: RefSeq, a predicted model, not a curated record
AUGCAGGAAGACAGCUACAACCAGAUCCCCUUCCACGACCUACCAGACCACGACCUGGCAGCACUGUAUUCUCCGCCACAACCACCCCUGUCCAUAGGCCACAUCGCCUCCACGGCCCUCGGCGUCUCCCCACUCUUGCCCGACAGAGUCCUCCUCCAAAUCGGCACACAUUUGUCCUCUGCCAAACGUUCCCUCUCCUACUUAUCACUCACUUGCAAAGCCGCACACGUCCUCCUCGUCCCGAUUCUGUACAACAGCCUCACACUCAAUGCCACCAACUCCGGAUGGAUCACCCACGGCCUCCUCCCAGUACCAGUUCGCUGGCUCGAAGGCGAUGUGCCCCAAGAGGAGGAUCCGUUGAAAGAUGACCCGAAGGCCCUUCGGGUACACCACCACCACCGGCCCCAUCUUCCUCACAAGCUCAGCCGUCUCCUGGGCCGUGAAGACGACACCCCGCUGUUCGCCAACCCCGACCCGUUUGCCGGCCACAUGCCCGACUCGAACGGGCACAUUCCUCAGGAUACGCGCUUCUCGCAAGCGGGAUUCUCUUGCGCCCUCGAGAAUCAUGGACGAGAGUACACGACAACCUGGCUGCGGCACAAGCUGGCGUGUCUUCGAUGGUGCACGCGUCUCGAGGUGCAAGAUCUCCCCGACUCGGACGCACUGCACGCCCUCGAAGUCCUCUCCACUGCCCUCUUACCCAAGACGAGGCGAAAGCGAUCAAAGGCAACCAAAGUCCUCUUCCCACGUCUCAAGUAUGUUUCCGUUUCCGCGCAGGCUUUGAGUGGUCUAAGCCAGCGGCUAGAAGGCCUGCCCUCGUUGUCUCCGCUGUGCGCUGUGGAGCACCUCUGUCUCAUCCAACCGAACUCGGGGCGCACCCUCCUCCAAUGGUGGUCACUCAAUGAGCGUCUAGAUAGUGAGUGUAUUCCCAUUUUGAAGCUGAAAGUAGGUCACGAGUACUACAUGGAUGUCGUGUCGUGGAUGGCCGAGGCCGCCGAUUCCCUACGGGCACUCUACGACCUCGUCCACGACAUGCCGAUCCAGUCGGUGACGUAUCACAAUGCGGCGUAUCUCCCUGCACUCUUCACUUCGCCCCUGAGUCGUGUUUUCUUCUGUCCCGAUGGAUUUCCUCCUUUCGGAGAUUGGUACGGGCACAUCCAAGAGGUCUACGCCGCAGCGGUCGAUCGCCUCGAGUGGGGACGCGACGUUGGGGCUAUCGACCUCAUCGAAGGGAACAACUGGAGUGAGGAGGACUUGGCAAGGAUGGAAGCCGAGUGGGGGGAUUCAAUCCUGUCCAAGGUACACUGGGUGGGCAAAGAAGACGCCGAGCCGUGUGUGGUUUGUGGGCUCAAGAAAGUGCUUGGUGAGGGCUGGCCACGGACGGCGCUUACACCAGGGCACACUACCAAGACGCACUUCUUCCGGGGCACCCGGAUGUCAAUCAAGCCCGAGUACGAGGGCGGCAUGGCGCUGAUAAGGCAUGAUACCGGUCCGAUGGGCGGUGACGACCUGCGACACCGGCUGAGGGCAAAACUGUCAAAAAUGUGGGAAAAUGUCGAAAAUCGGUCCCGCGCUUGA